This is a messenger RNA of Salvia splendens (bonfire salvia), 2908 nucleotides long. Its product is annotated as cell division cycle protein 48 homolog. Gene Ontology annotation, molecular function: polyubiquitin modification-dependent protein binding; ATP hydrolysis activity; ATP binding. Gene Ontology annotation, biological process: mitotic spindle disassembly; retrograde protein transport, ER to cytosol; autophagosome maturation. The coding region runs from base 135 to 2162 and encodes 675 amino acids. The record is from RefSeq and is a predicted model, not a curated record. The transcript is spliced from 9 exons. Gene Ontology annotation, cellular component: nucleus; cytosol; VCP-NPL4-UFD1 AAA ATPase complex. NCBI's taxonomy places the organism in Eukaryota, Viridiplantae, Streptophyta, Magnoliopsida, Lamiales, Lamiaceae.
GAAAACCCUAUAAAUCUACACUAGAUUCUCUCUCUUUCUUCACCGCCGUUAUUUAGUUCCUUUUAUUUUACCCCAAUCCAAAUAAACAAACAUCAUUGUGUUCGCCGAUACUCGAUUCUGAGCUAGCUCAAACCAUGGCUCACCAACCCGACUCUGAUUCGAAAGCUGGGAAGAAGGACUUCUCGACGGCGAUCUUGGAGAGGAAAAAAGCCCCCAAUCGUCUGGUUGUGGAUGAAGCGGUCAACGAUGACAAUUCCGUCGUCUCCCUCCACCCCGCCACCAUGGAAAAGCUCCAGCUUUUCCGUGGAGAUACUAUUUUGCUCAAGGGAAAGAAAAGGAAGGAUACUGUCUGCAUUGCCCUUGCUGACGACACAUGCGAAGAGCCGAAAAUUAGGAUGAACAAAGUUGUGAGGACGAACCUGAGGGUUCGGCUUGGGGAUGUUGUAUCUGUGCACCAGUGCCCAGACGUGAAAUACGGAAAGCGUGUCCACAUUUUGCCGUUGGAUGACACCAUUGAAGGUCUCACUGGGGAUCUUUUUGAUGUAUACCUGAAACCCUACUUUCUGGAAGCAUAUCGCCCAGUGAGGAAAGGUGAUCAUCUUCUGGUUAGAGGAGGGAUGAGAAGCGUGGAAUUUAAAGUCAUUGAGACUGAUCCUGGGGAGUAUUGUGUUGUUGCUCCUGAUACUGAGAUCUUUUGUGAAGGAGAGCCUUUGAGGCGAGAAGAUGAAGAUAGGUUGGAUGAGGUGGGGUACGAUGAUGUAGGUGGUGUUAGGAAGCAAAUGGCUCAGAUUCGUGAAUUAGUGGAAUUGCCUCUGAGGCAUCCUCAGCUCUUCAAGUCUAUAGGUGUCAAACCACCUAAAGGAAUUUUACUUUUUGGACCUCCAGGUUCGGGGAAGACCUUGAUAGCUAGAGCUGUUGCUAAUGAAACUGGUGCAUUCUUCUUUUUGAUUAAUGGGCCUGAAAUUAUGUCCAAGUUGGCUGGAGAGAGUGAAAGCAACCUAAGAAAAGCAUUUGAGGAGGCCGAAAAGAAUGCCCCAUCAAUUAUUUUUAUUGAUGAAAUUGAUUCCAUAGCACCUAAGCGAGAGAAGACAAAUGGUGAAGUUGAAAGGAGGAUCGUUUCUCAGCUUCUGACUCUCAUGGAUGGAUUGAAAUCUCGUGCCCAUGUCAUUGUUAUGGGGGCAACUAACCGACCUAACAGCAUUGACCCGGCUCUUAGAAGGUUUGGUAGAUUUGAUAGAGAAAUAGAUAUUGGUGUUCCUGAUGAAGUUGGACGGCUCGAGGUUCUGAGAAUUCACACCAAGAAUAUGAAACUCUCCGAGGAUGUUGAUUUAGAGAGGAUUUCUAAAGACACCCAUGGUUAUGUUGGUGCUGACCUGGCAGCUCUCUGCACUGAAGCAGCGCUUCAGUGUAUCAGAGAGAAAAUGGAUGUCAUUGAUCUGGAAGAUGAUACAAUUGAUGCUGAGAUACUAAACUCCAUGGCUGUUACAAAUGAGCACUUCCACACUGCUCUUGGAACAAGCAACCCCUCUGCUUUACGAGAGACAGUUGUUGAAGUGCCGAAUUGCAGCUGGGAAGAUAUUGGAGGGCUUGAAAAUGUUAAGAGAGAGCUUCAGGAGACUGUUCAAUAUCCUGUGGAACAUCCAGAGAAGUUUGAGAAAUUCGGUAUGUCUCCUUCAAAGGGUGUUCUUUUCUAUGGUCCUCCUGGAUGUGGAAAAACACUUCUAGCUAAGGCUAUUGCAAAUGAGUGCCAAGCCAAUUUCAUUAGUGUAAAAGGACCUGAAUUGCUUACUAUGUGGUUUGGAGAGAGUGAAGCCAAUGUUCGUGAAAUAUUUGACAAGGCUAGACAGUCUGCUCCGUGUGUCCUUUUCUUUGAUGAGCUUGACUCCAUUGCUACACAGAGAGGAAGCAGUGUUGGAGAUGCUGGUGGUGCUGCUGACCGAGUUCUCAAUCAGCUUCUCACUGAGAUGGAUGGCAUGAAUGCCAAGAAGACUGUUUUCAUAAUUGGGGCUACUAACAGACCUGACAUUAUUGAUCCAGCACUUUUACGGCCUGGUCGUCUUGACCAGUUAAUAUACAUCCCCCUGCCAGAUGAAGAUUCACGCCAUCAGAUUUUCAAAGCAUGUCUUCGGAAGUCACCACUAUCGAAGGAUGUUGAUCUCUGAGCUCUUGCUAAAUAUACUCAAGGAUUUAGUGGAGCAGAUAUCACCGAAAUAUGCCAGAGGGCUUGCAAAUAUGCCAUAAGAGAGAAUAUUGAGAAAGAUAUAGAGAGGGAGAGGAGAAGAGGAGCAAAUCCCGAUUCAAUGGACGAGGAUGUUGAAGAAGAAGUAUCAGAAAUCAGGCCUUCACAUUUCGAGGAGUCCAUGAAAUACGCUCGUAGAAGUGUGAGCGAUGCUGACAUACGGAAAUACCAGGCAUUUGCUCAGACCUUGCAGCAGUCGCGUGGGUUUGGAACUGAGUUCCGUUUUGCUGACCAACCAGCUGGGACUGCUGCUGCAUCGGACCCCUUUGCAUCAUCUGCUGGUGGAGCUGACGAAGAUGAUUUGUAUAGUUAGAUGCUGCGAGCUGCUUUUUAACUUUUGCUCGCCUCAGAAAUACAUUUUCUGCACUUACGUUUAUUUACAAAAAAAAAGCUUCCUAGACUCUCAGCAAUAGUCGCAUGGCACUGUUCUCAUAUAUUAUGCACUCUAGAUUCCCCUUCGACUGUGGAUUUAGCAUAGCAUCCAUAGACCAAAGGUUUUCAUUCUCGAGCAGAUGAGUCUGUUGAAUGAGGAUGAUAUUAGAAAUUGUGUACGUUGAAAAGUAAAAUGCAGAAAAUAAAAGACUACUGCAUAAAGUAAAAGACUGGAAAACUGUAAAGACUACAUUGUGAUUAGACUUGAAUUUUUUCUCUCAAUGGUUAUUCUAGCUA